Onthophagus taurus is the source of this 2053-nucleotide messenger RNA. Its product is annotated as CKLF-like MARVEL transmembrane domain-containing protein 4. NCBI's taxonomy places the organism in Eukaryota, Metazoa, Arthropoda, Insecta, Coleoptera, Scarabaeidae. The record is from RefSeq and is a predicted model, not a curated record. Gene Ontology annotation, cellular component: membrane.
AGAUUUGUUUAUCUCUUUCUAAUUUAUUUCCUGAAUAAGUAGGGUACAAUUUAGUUAUAUCUUAAUAAAUUAUCUUUUAGAAUUAGAUGUAUUAAUUGACAAGUUAAAUUGAUGAAAGGUUCGUAUCCAACGAACUGUAAUGGUUGGAUACCAACUGUUAUCGAACCAUAACAAGAUAUCGUCCACUAAGUCCACUUCCGUUUCCUCCUGCGCCAUACCAUGUCCCAAACUCUACUUUCGUACCGGCGUACAUGGCGAAAUGUUCGUGUCGUAGCGGUUUCGAAGCGACCGUGUCGAUUCUAUGAGGAGAGUCUGUCCCACCUUUUCCCUCGAAGUUGGUCGUUGUGCACUCGGUGACCAGCUGCAAAACACAUCGUCGAGAGACCCAACUCAAACGUUUUCAGUACGGCGUUCCGGGCAGAGAGAUUGUUGCGUUGUGCGCGCUACUUAGCUCUUCGUCGUGCGGUUUUUUUUUGUGCGUUCAAAAUUGUUUCUGUCGAAAUUGAAAAAAAUUAAUAAAACAAGUAAAAAAUGACGGAAACAGUUGUUACCGUUGAAAAUGCGCCCAAUAAUAAUACAGCUAAACCAAACGAAGGAAACGGAUUGAGUUUUAUCAAACUCAAUGUGGAAUAUUUUAAAACUUUACCUGGAAUAAUUAAAAUCAUCGAAUUGAUAUUGGGUAUUAUCUGUAUGUCGUGUGCAUCACCCGCUUACUUAUCGGGUACUCAUUGGUUCCUCUUUGCCGUCACCAUCAGCUUUAUAAGCACGCUAAUAUGGUCCUUUGUUUAUUUGUUAAGUAUAAGAGAGGCGUUGAAUCUUCCGAUUGACUGGUUGUUAUCGGAAAUGGGAAUAACCGGAUUAUUUACGGUGUUUUAUUUGCUUGCAUUUGUGGUUCAAAUUUCAAUUUGGAGCACUAAUGAACUUGUGGAGUUGUUACACUUGCCAAAAGUGAAAAAUAUCAUUGCCGGUGUUAUUGCAAUUUUAAACACGGCUGUGUAUAUAUUCGGUACGAUAUUAUUGUAUAAAGAAUGGAAACUGAAAAGAUCAACAGAUAAUGGACCAACAAGGGGGUAUUAAAAUAAAUUAUUAUUUUUUUUAAUUUUCUUUACGAAAAAUGUUAUUAUUUAUUAUCCAUGUAAUGUAAUUUCGCAUACAUAAUAAUUUUAUCACUUUUUAUGAAAUAUUCAACACAGUUGUUAAUUCUUUUUUGUUAUAGUUUCGUAUGUUGAUAAUUUAUAAAAAAUUAACCAAAUAAAAAAUAAUUAAUUAAACUUUAGCUUUGUGUAUUAGCCUUUAACAAUAACUGACGCUUCCUGGAGAGAUUAUUUCUAGCGCUAACAUAAUGGACUAUACCAACAGUUACACAUCAAAUUUUUGGACACAACUGUAUCUUAAAAAUCUUUAAUUCCUGAGAGCACAAUCUACAAUAACAGCAUGAAAGGGUCUUUGGGUAAAAUAUUAUUAACACUUUAUUCGUGUAAUGACAAUAAACCACUAUUUUGUGGUUUACUGUUUAUCAUUUAUAAAUAAAGUGUAGAUAGUAACUAUCUACAACUGUUGUAGUUCACAUUAAUAACAAAAAUAUUAAAAACUUUUACAACGUACUAUAACAUGUUGCUUUUUCUAUUAAGUUGUUUCAAAUUUGGUGAUUUCAAAAUGAGAUUCUCAAUAGCAAUAGAAGUAAUGUAGAUGCAUAUAGGUCAAACUAUGUUUGUCUCAUAACCUAUAAUAGUACGUUGUAUAAGUUAUUUUAGAUAACCUAUAUUCGUAAUAUCCAAAUUCGGCCUCUAACUUUUUAAGUAGUUGUUGCGUUGACUGUCUACUGAGAAAUAUUUAAAAUAUUUCUUCCCAUUCUAGGAACAUAGCGUCAGCCAACCACAGAGUCAAGCAGACUGUGAUUAAUCAAUGGGGCAAUAACCAAAUUUGAAUAUUACGAAUAGUGUCGAAAUAAUUAUUUUCUAUACUGCCAUUACUAACAAUAAUUAUUUAAAAAAAACUUUUAGUUCACAUCAUUACGUUGUUCAUCGAUAAAAAUAGUUUAAAUGUUUUUCUA